This is a messenger RNA of Cydia strobilella, 1992 nucleotides long. RefSeq lists its product as uncharacterized. Bases 466 to 1710 code for a protein of 414 amino acids. The record is from RefSeq and is a predicted model, not a curated record. The transcript has 5 exons. NCBI's taxonomy places the organism in Eukaryota, Metazoa, Arthropoda, Insecta, Lepidoptera, Tortricidae.
AAUUCACGGUCGGUAAGAAUUUUCGUAAAUUUUCGCUCAACACCGGAGCCCUGACCCGAUUGUUAGCGGUAAUCAAGAUUCAAAUCAACGAUAGCUAGUGACCACGACGUCGCGCCGUCAGUCGGCGAAAAGUUACCGCCACGGGAGCACCAUAGACGCGACGUAAACUACCAGUGCUCCUCUGGCCGAAAAGAAAAAAAAAACAAUGAAAAAAAUGGAAUGACGGAAUCGGAGUUCUAAAUUCGAAUACGCACGAAAUGUGUUCAGACGGUUUUAAUUUUUUGGCGAAAUUGGCGUGUGAUUGUGAGAGUGCGAAAACUUUUAAGUGAAAUGUGUUAGUUUUUAUUUUUUAAUUUAAGUGCUCAAAUAUUAGGUUACGCCAUAAACCCAGACUAAACUCACGACAGAGCUGGGCUAAUCAGCUUUUAAUUAGUGUGAGAGAGACCGCAGUGGCACCAGUCCAAGAUGAAUCUGAUGUUUCGGAAGAACUUCUGCGGGGAGAAGAGUACGGGCGGCGGGGGUGGCGGGGGAGGGGGCAAGGCGAGGGGGGCGCUCGGGGCCGGCCGGAACGCGAAGCGCCGGGACCGCGAGCGCUACUCCUGUAUGGAGGAACACACUCACUACAGGACGCAUCUUUUUUUCUCGGCGCCGAGGGCCAGUGCUCAGUACAACGAGGGCUCAGAACGAUGUGGGCCAGUGCUCGGUGGAGGUUCCGGGCCGGAGACGGAGCCCCCGCAGCCCCUCGUCACGCGGGAGCCAGGGGUGUCGCUGCUCCGCUGGGACAGGCCCACGGACACCCGGGCGUCCGAGCGGGUCAGCAGGAGGGAGACGAGGACAGAGCCCGUCUCGCUCGCCACGCUCGAGCGCGACUGCUUCGUCAUACCGGCGCACGCGCUGGAUAGGUUCCUGCCUGAUGGCGUCCCUCUUCCAGUCCCCCCUCCAACACCAGAGAAAGGCCAAACAACGAAGACAGCCCAGAACUCACUCAGCAUCCUCGAGGUUGCCGACCCCAAGCUCUGCAUACUCGCCCACCUGAUGAGCCCUCUCGAGCCUAUCGAGCCAAUACUCGAAUCACCGAUGUCCAAGCCCUUAAUCAAACAGAAGGCUGCCGCAGCGGAGCUUUUAACUGAAGUAGCUCAGGCUAAUACAGCUGUAGGAGGGAUGCUACUCGCAAAUAUGGAAAGGAACGCAGAAUUCCCGUUCAUAUCAUAUUAUGUGAUAAAUACUACGCAAACUGAUCCUUUGCUUUUCUACAAUAACAUGAGGUGUGCUUCGCUGAACAAGUUUGAUCCGAAGGCUAUCCGGUACUCAGCGGCGCAUACGCUGGACUUGUAUAGCGAGGUGGCGAUGAUCUGCCGGCCGCCGUUCACAGACUUGGCCGGGGGACCGAAGAAGUCGCACACGCCGACUACUGGAUUCAUUAUUAGUGUUUAUAAGGUAUUCGAAGGCGACGAUGGCGAGCGCUUCGAGCGCAACUGGCUAUACUGGACCGGCGCACGCAUGCUCUACCGCCAUCUCCCUCACUCUGUCGGGAUGAGGAAGAUAGCGCUACACAAGUCCGUCGCCAGCCACGGCGACAAGAUGUACCUGUUGGUGUGCGAGUGUGCCAACUUGUUGGACGACUUGUCGGGCGCGGCGAUGCUGAUCACGGCGUUGCGCGCGCGUCUGUGUGGGUACACUGGAUUGUAUAGGCCCAUACAGACGUUCUAGCAGAGGGAUGGGGCUGAGAGCCCUGAUGUUUAGUGUAUGCUAGAGUAAAAGUCUAGAUUGGAAUCUAAUUUGACCAUUUUGAAAGAUAGUUGUUAAAUGACACAACUCGAUUUAACGUCGAAUAAACAUAGUCGGAUUUAAGUAUGACAUCGUACAGAAAAGUCUUAUCUUACUGAAAGGACACUGCAAAGAGUUUAACAUCUGAGAAAAGAACUGAAAUGACUGUGGCGGCUCCUUGUUACUUUAUGUGUCAAUGUGUUGUCACUAUCAGGGGCCCGUUUC